ACGCCGCGAGGGGAACAUGGCGACGUGCAGCGUUUGAGAAGGACACAGCUCUAGCCGGCUUUUGUGUUUCAAGAAUAUGUAUAAAGCACCAUGUAGUAAGCUCAGAGGUCUGGCGUGUGCUGCCCUUUUCCGCAAAUUGACCGAAAAUGCAUCCAGAGGCCAGCCCUGGUGUGACAGCCUUGCCCAACUCUGCAAGAGGUAUCCUGCAAACCAUUUCACCUUUCAGCACUUCAGCUUCCUGAAGCGUCAGUACGUGACGAAGGGUCGCACUGAGCUCCUGCAGCAGGCCAAGCCCAAGUCCAAGCUGGAGCCUGUGUCGGUGCCAUUGGAGGAGCGGGAUGAUGCGGUCGUGAGGCACGUGCAGGAGUUCCCGGCCAUCAGGCGGCCAGCCCAGCCUGCAAAGCAGGGUCAGACCCUGGGCGGAGGGGAGGAGAGAGGAAGGGAGGCGGAGUUGGAGGCAGAGUCAGUGCAGGAGGCCCGUCUGGAGAAGCAAUGGAAGGAGCUGAAGGUGGAACCUGGAGACCUACCAGGGGUCUAUGCCCGCCUCUCUAAAAUUAAACUAACAGCCCUCGUUGUGACGACAGCAGCAGCAGGUUACGCGAUGGCUCCAGUGCCCUUCGACCCGAGCUGUUUCCUGUUGACGUCGCUUGGAACAGGCCUGUCGUCCUUCGCGGCCAAUUCCAUCAACCAGUACUUUGAGGUGCCGUUCGACUCCAACAUGAACCGAACCAAGAACCGCCCGCUGGUCAGAGGACAGAUCAGCCCACUCCAUGCCGUGACGUUCGCAGCCUCCUGUGGGGUGCUGGGCGUGGCCCUGCUCACCCUGACGGUGAACCCUCUGACGGGAUUCCUGGGGGCCCUCAACAUCUUCCUGUACACGUGUUGCUACACGCCGCUCAAGAGGCUGAGCAUUGCCAAUACUUGGGUGGGGGCCAUCGUGGGGGCCAUCCCUCCCGUCAUGGGCUGGACUGCCGCGACCGACUCUCUCGACCCAGGCGCCCUGUUGCUGGGGGGGUUCCUCUACUGCUGGCAGUUUCCCCACUUCAAUGCUCUCAGCUGGAACCUGCGGGCGGAUUACUCAAGGGGAGGCUACCGAAUGAUGUCUGUCACCCACCCGGAGCUGUGCCGCCGCGUGGCCCUGCGCCACAGCCUGGGCCUAACAGGCCUAUCCGCUGUGGCUCCCGCAUUGGACAUCGCAACCUGGUCCUUCCCCCUGGUGUCGCUGCCCAUCAACCUUUACAUCGGCUACCUGGCGCUGCGCUUCUACCGCAUGGCCGACCGUGCCAGCGCCCGCCGCCUCUUCUUCUGUAGCCUGUGGCACUUGCCCAUGCUGCUUCUACUUCUCAUAACCUGCAAGAAGCCUCGAAAGGACCAAGAGGAGACAUCGACUGUAGUCGCGACCUCAACCACUCCCGUAGCUCUUCAGAGCUAAGACCAUCACAGUCCACCUCUUAAGUAGCCACCUUUACUAUUCCUGCCCCAAAACCACAUCAGGAUGUUCGUCGAGCCCCUUUCCCUGCUCCUGGUGGCAAAACCUACCAUCGUGGGGGGGUUAAUGCCGAGGACUGUCUUAAGCAUAUGGCUUCACUUUGAACCCUGCUUAUGCCUACAGAGAUGGGAGGUGCCACAAUGUAAAAGUUUUUAAAAAGAAAAAAAAAGAAAACUUGAAAUGUUGUCAUGCAUUCAGGAAGAAAAGGGGAUUUUGGUAGCCUAUAAUGAAUCAUUUCAGUGUAAAUUAUUUAUUUGCAUACACUGUCCAUCUGCAUGAAGUCAGUGAUUAUGCUGACAUUACUGAAUUAAUAGAAUGUGUGUAUGUUUCUGUUGAAGUUUUAAUUUGACUGUAAAUGGUUCUGUCUGUAUCUCUUCAUUCUUCCACUUCAUGCACACGUAUAAGCAGUGACUACUGACAGACUCCAGCUGCUUGAAUAAAAACCACUACCGGAUUUGGUAGUUUGUCUCAUACAGUCUCAGAGGAACACGAAUUUACUUAAAAUGAAACGAACCAAACGACAUGCGCCUCGCUGUGUUCGUUUUGAUGCCAUGCGGGUGUCUCCAUGGCCCAGGCUCCUGAGGAGGCCCAGCUGUCUUGAUGGUCGGCCUGUCUGGGCGGUACUGUUCAUGUUACACGGUUAACUGAAUGCUGACAUACUGUAUGUGGAUCAAAGGCCUGUACAAGACAGAAAUAAAGUCUCUUAUGGUCUUUUA
Molecule: messenger RNA, 2205 nt
Organism: Scleropages formosus (Asian bonytongue)
Lineage: Eukaryota; Metazoa; Chordata; Actinopteri; Osteoglossiformes; Osteoglossidae
Gene: cox10
Product: cytochrome c oxidase assembly factor heme A:farnesyltransferase COX10
Exons: 7
Coding region: 77-1432 (451 amino acids)
Biological process (GO): heme A biosynthetic process
Cellular component (GO): mitochondrial membrane; mitochondrion
Molecular function (GO): protoheme IX farnesyltransferase activity
Source: RefSeq, a predicted model, not a curated record